Arctia plantaginis is the source of this 1011-nucleotide messenger RNA. Lineage: Eukaryota; Metazoa; Arthropoda; Insecta; Lepidoptera; Erebidae. The record is from the annotation of a GenBank genome assembly.
AUGUUUCGCGCUGUGACAGAUAGCUGGAAGCGAUAUUGGUGGGGAACAGGAAUCUUGCCAGAUAGAUCAAAUAGAAUAGAAGACAUCUAUUUAAGAUAUUACAAUGGGAAAACCGCAGAUGAUUACGUUGAUAUACCUCUUAGCCAAGCCAGUCAAUUGUUCGAAAUUCAAGGUUUCGAUAAGGACAGCCCCACAGUGCUGUAUAUCCACGGGUUUAUCGAAGUGGCACAGCAGCAAAGUAUUAGGGUCACGGUGAACGCGUACUUACAAGCAAGGCCUGGUACAAACGUCAUAUUAUUGGACUGGUCUAAUAUGGCUCAUGGUUCUUAUUUAGUCAAUGCUGCUAGAAAUACCAAAAAGGUGGGAAGCGCGGCUGCAGAACAAUUGAACCGACUUAUGGAUUCCGGUCUACUACUAGAAAAGUUUCACGUCAUAGGUCAUUCUUUAGGUAGUCAUGUAGCCGGAUACGCAGCAAGAGAGCUUAAGAACAAAUACAAUAAAGUAGUUAAAAGGUUAACAGCACUAGAUCCUGCAUUUCCAGCAUUCUACCCUGACGGCGUGGUCAUGGAACAUGUCAAUGCGAAGGAUGCAGAGUUUGUGGAUGUUAUACAUACUGAUGCUGGCGGCUACGGAGCACCUGUGCGUACUGGGACAGCCGACUUCUGGCCAAAUGGUGGUAAAAGUAUUCAGCCCGGGUGCCCGAGGUUUGCGCCUAUACCGUUGUCGGAUGACAGUAAGUGUUCCCAUUUAUGCAGCCAUUGGAGAUCGUGGCAGUUUUAUGCGGAAUCAGUACUGAAUCCUGAGGCGUUCCCAGCAUCACCUGCGGAGUCUUAUAACAAAUUUAGAGAAAACCCAAAUCCUGAAUCAGGAAUGGCUUAUAUGGGGUUUAAAUGUGAUAGUAGUGCUAAAGGAUCGUAUUACUUAACAACAAACGGACAAACACCAUUCGGUAAAGGAAUGGACGGAUUGUACCCGAAGAGUAAAAAGAAAAACUCCAUGAAGAAGAAUUAA